Messenger RNA from Dioscorea cayenensis subsp. rotundata (Guinea yam), 1637 nucleotides. RefSeq names its product probable serine/threonine-protein kinase PBL7. The record is from RefSeq and is a predicted model, not a curated record. Gene Ontology annotation, molecular function: protein kinase activity; ATP binding. Gene Ontology annotation, biological process: protein phosphorylation. The transcript has 5 exons. Lineage: Eukaryota; Viridiplantae; Streptophyta; Magnoliopsida; Dioscoreales; Dioscoreaceae. Bases 100 to 1305 code for a protein of 401 amino acids.
CUCUCUCUCUCUCUCUCUCGUUUCGGCUCUCUCUUUCGCUUUCGCUUUAGCUUUCGCUCUUUCUCAGUUGAAGGGAGGAGGAGGAGAGGAAGAGGAGAAAUGGGGUGGUUUCCUUGUGGAAGUAAGAGGGCCAAGAAGAAGGAUCGGACAGUAGCUUCAUCAGAGAGUGUGAAGGAUGUGAAGAAGCAAAGCUCAGUUCGACUGAAAAAGGAAGCCUCGGAACAAAGCUUUGCAUGGAAGCAAAAGUCAAUAGGAUUAAGUAAGGAAGCCUUAAGUAAUGGUUCUGAACAUAUUGCUGCUCAAACUUUUACCUUUCGAGAGUUGGCAAUGGCCACCAAGAACUUUCGACCUGAUUGCCUUGUAGGAGAGGGAGGGUUUGGUCGAGUUUAUAAGGGUAGGAUAGAGGGUAUAAACCAGAUUGUGGCUAUAAAACAGCUUGAUCGGAAUGGAUUGCAAGGGAACAGGGAGUUCCUUGUUGAAGUUUUGAUGUUGAGUCUGCUACACCAUCCUAAUCUUGUUAACUUGAUUGGCUAUUGUGCUGACGGAGAUCAAAGGCUUUUGGUUUAUGAAUACAUGCCACUGGGAUCUUUGGAAGACCAUCUCCAUGAUCUUACUUCAGAUAAGAAGCGGUUAGACUGGAAUACAAGAAUGAAAAUUGCUGCCGGUGCAGCUAAAGGAUUAGAAUACUUGCAUGAUAAAGCCAACCCUCCAGUUAUUUAUCGUGAUUUAAAAUGUUCCAAUAUUUUACUCGGGGAGGGAUAUCAUCCGAAGUUGUCGGACUUUGGAUUGGCAAAGCUGGGGCCAGUUGGUGAUAACACUCAUGUUUCGACUCGGGUGAUGGGAACCUAUGGAUAUUGUGCCCCUGAAUAUGCCAUGACUGGUCAGCUGACACUAAAAUCAGAUGUCUAUAGCUUUGGAGUCGUUCUUUUGGAGCUCAUCACCGGAAGGAGGGCCAUCGACAAUUCUAGAGCUUCUGGGGAUCACAAUCUUGUUGCUUGGGCACGACCGUUAUUCAAGGACAGGAGGAAAUUCGCUCAAAUGGCCGAUCCCAUGCUUCAGGGGCAAUAUCCUGCGAGGGGCUUAUAUCAAGCACUUGCUGUAGCUGCAAUGUGCGUCCAAGAGCAACCAACCAUGAGGCCUCUCAUCGCCGAUGUGGUUACUGCACUGACAUAUCUCGCUUCACAAAAGUACGACCCUGAAACGAGUACUGUCCAGAGCAUUUCUCGUUUGACUGCACCUGGCACUCCUCCGAGAUCAAGAAGGAAUAGCGAAAGAAGACUAAAUGGCGUAUCCGAGCGAGACUGAAAUUGAAAUCAUUUACCAAGUUACAGACGAUACAUAAUAUAUAUAUCUCAAACAUCGUAUGUCCGAGUGUCUUAGAGACUCAUUGCCGGAUUCCUGAAUUUUGAAACGGUUCAAAACGACAGGUGAGCCUGUGGCAACUUGAUGCCAAUUCUUUUAAAGAAAGCAAUCAUCUUUCUGCCAUUGUAAAUGUGAUUUUGCAUCACCUUAUUUAAUUAAAUGAAUGUGUUAGCAUAUUUUGUUAUUGCUAACAUUCUUAUAUUCCUACAUGGAUUGUAAUGUCUAUAAUAUAUGAUAUAUAUCCUGUCCUGCUGGAUGAGUCUUUGGAGAAACAA